Molecule: messenger RNA, 783 nt
Organism: Herpailurus yagouaroundi (jaguarundi)
Lineage: Eukaryota; Metazoa; Chordata; Mammalia; Carnivora; Felidae
Product: zinc finger protein 684-like
Exons: 3
Coding region: 226-600 (124 amino acids)
Source: RefSeq, a predicted model, not a curated record
GGAGGGCCCUCCGGAAGUGGCCUAUGUUCCUCGGCGUGCUUGGGUGCUGAGCUGCUAGUGAUCGUGAAGGGCUGCAGGGACAGUUUAAGGGCAAAGACCGGCGUGUUGGUUCAUGCAAAGGAAAUACAAACUGGAUCGGUGACAUUCCAGGAUGUGGCUGUGGACUUCACCCCAGAAGAGUGGCAGCUGCUGGACUGUGAUCAGAGAACCUUGUAUUGGGAUGUGAUGCUGGAGAACUUUAGAAACCUCACCUCAGUGGAAGUUAUCUGCUUACUUGAUGAUGCACUAGAGAGACAGGAGGGAAGCAAAGACAAUUUUUUGAAUCAAGAUAUGUUCACCUUCAAGAAAACACUGACCAUGAAGAGAGUCCAAAAUCGUAACCUGAGUAUAAAAUUUAUUUCUACAAGACAAACACAACAUAAAUGUGAGUCAAAUGGAAAGAGUCUGCAACCUAAUUCACACUGGCUUAGUUAUAAUAAAAGUUAUACUGGAGAAAAUUCUUAUGAAUACAAAGACUGUGGAAAAGCCUUCAAAAACAAGUUUUGUCUUAUUAGACAUGAGAAAAAAGCACAGAAGGAAAAAAAGCUUUGGCUGCACUGAAUGUGGGAAAGCCUUCCAAAAGAGGUCUCAUCUUGUUAGACAUGAAAAAAAGCAUACAAGAGAAAAAAACCCUUUGAAUUCAAUGACUGUGGGAAAGCCUUUAACAGUAAGGGACGCCUUAUAGCCCAUCAAAAAAUUCAUAGUGGAGAGAGAUCCUUUGUGUGCAGUGAUUGUGGGAAAGCA